This is a messenger RNA of Hyalella azteca, 3233 nucleotides long. Its product is annotated as leucine-rich repeat extensin-like protein 5. The transcript is spliced from 10 exons. NCBI's taxonomy places the organism in Eukaryota, Metazoa, Arthropoda, Malacostraca, Amphipoda, Hyalellidae. Bases 21 to 1475 code for a protein of 484 amino acids. The record is from RefSeq and is a predicted model, not a curated record.
UUCCAUACAGACCUAAGAGCAUGCUUGACGUGUCACCCCACCAACACAGCCUCCCUCGAAGCAACAACGUAGCCAUCCCUGGAUCUGGCAGCACGAGUUUACUGUACAGCGUUCAGCACCACAACCACCACCUCCAGCAGCAGCAACAGCAGCACUUGGAUGGCAGUAACAUGGACGGCACAAGCUCGGGUCUAUCAGGUCUUGCCAACACAGGGUCUCUGCCAGACCUCACCUUGCGAGACCAUCUCAUGCCCACCGUCCCUAUGAGUGUCCCUCUGCCCGACGAGAUCGGGCCAUAUCCUGGGAGCGUGCCCAGCGGUCCCUACAACCCGGCCACGUCCUCCCCACAGUCCCCCAAGUCCGGCACCUCACCAGGACCUUCCCCAUCUCUGUCUCGACGCCACAAACCCAAGCCCUACCCCCAGCUGCCGUGUCGACAAGCCCCUCCCUCACAGAAUCUUUUAUCUGUGCCUUCAAUAGUCAGUUCCAACUUCCUGCACACAUGCAAGGGUUCUGUAUUGGUGGAUCCUGGUAUGGCUGACACGGGAGGUGGCGGCACGUUAGGUUACCAAACAACCCAAUCCUACACCCUCUACAACCCCACCACCGCGGGUGGUGUGGGCUCUAUACCAUCCAGCCCUACGGCACCUGGGCCUCCGGUGGGGGUUUACCGUAGUCCAUCCCCCGACUCCCGUAGCGCCCCUCCGUCCCCAGGAUGCCUCCCCAGCCAGGCGUCCCCGUCCCCUGUAUCCUCCCCCGGUAUCAACAUUCCCAAGCCUUUCUCCUACGACAGCAUCUCGCCUACAUACUCUAGUUUACACCCCACGCAGCUCCACCAUCAGUUCGAACAGAUUACCGUGUUGGACGCACCUAUGAACAAUAUCGACUCUAGAACAUCGCAGCUACAGCAGCAGCCUCAGCCUAUGAGUACCGACAGUGGACAUUACAGUAGCCCGUCCUCGAGUCCUAAUCUCUCCUGUGUAGCGUAUCCUACAUCACCUUCAUCGCAGGACACAGCUACUCCGCAACACUCUUUACCGCACAUCAAUACUCUACCUCAGCUUUCUCAAUUGCCUCAAUCUCCGUUACAGCAGCAACCUCCAGCAUCACCGACAUCGUCCAUGGGUCCCCACAGUCCAGCCACCCCCGGGGGAAGCAAUAGUCAACAGAGCCUCAACAUGAACCCCGCCACUCCCCAAACUCCUCAAACUCCAAAUUCUAUACCUAAAGUUGUGCUCACUGACCACGACGGCAAUAAUGAUAUUCUAAAGGACUUCACCGCAGUUUUUGAGGACGACCCUGAAAACUUGCAAAAUUUCCUCAGCCAGCUGGGCGUGGACGACGUGAACAUGAUGGAUGGUCAGGACCUGGACUACAGCGCUGCUGACGUCGACGCGGCGCUACCGCACUACCACGACCCUCAGCAACCGCAGCUGCCUGCUGGUGCUGCCUUCCUGCAGCACCAACCGCAAUAGUGCAGCACCAGCUGCAAUAGUGCAGCACCAACCGCUAAAGUGCAGCACUCGCUGCAAUAUUAGUGCAGUCUUGCCAUAUGCAGUGCAAUACUACCAAUUGUAAUACAGCAUUAGCAGCUUCGUCAGGUGCAGCAGCAGUCGCAACAGUAGCACCUGAUUAAACUGUGCAGACAAAGCGUUGUUACGUGCAGCGCAUGUCUUGAUAAUGCAGCAAAAGACCACCAUGAAGCAGCCUAGAUCUCAGCAACAAAAAAGUUAGCGAAUUAAAAUUAAGGAACCUUGGUUUUGUGUAGUUUCAACAGCUGCGGUCUCUGUAAAACCGUUGACAGCAAAUCUAGGAAUUACGUACCUUCAAAAUUUGCCAUCAUUUAUAUGCACUAAUUUUUGUCGGCUAUUUCGAUAUUGGAAGCAUUUUUACGCUACCAGGGUACGUAAAUGUUGUCAUAAAACUAUCCACCAAUUUCAUUCAAAGUUUGUUCUCCUUAUUGAAAUUUACUAUUUAUGUUAAAACUGCCGUCAAUAAAUUAUUUUCUGAUGUUUCUCACUUCUACUUUGAAACAUCGCUCUUUGAAGAAAAAUGGAAAUAGUUCAUAUUAAUUGACUUAUUCACAGGAUUAGCUUCGUUAGUUUUGAUUAUUAGUUUCGUUUCACCCAACACUUCUAUCCUGGAGUUUAGCUGUGAUGAUUUGGACUCUCAAGGCUGCUGAACUGGUCUGCAGAAGUUAGCAUUUUUCAUUCUUGCCGAGGCUGGCGUGUUGGUGCGACUCAAGCUUAUGCUCACACAAUUCGCCUGAAAACCGCAUUUUCAUCUUGUGUUACACUUGAAAUAAUUACUUGUUUAGUCAGUGAAGGUAACAAAGUGCAAUAUAUUUCAAACAGUAUUCGAAAUUAUUAUUUAUAAAAUGAAUUUAAAUGUUUCGGAUUGCCACUCUCUGUUUUUCAUAAGUUUUUCUCAUUCACUCACGACUUUUAUGUCUCUGUAAACUAAGCCUGCAAUUGAAACAUGAAAUGCAAAAUGAUCCGAACCGUGUCAUAUUGAAGUGCUGACGUAAAUUUUCUGUCAAUAAUAAUCAUUGCAUGAGCUCAAAUUCAGGGAUUGAUAUUUAAGGAGCUUAGUAAGACCUUCCUUACCGAAGAAAAGCUUUGACUUCUGGAAACAAAAGAAACUUGACAAAAUUUGUCAAUCAUCAAGGUUGUGACCCCAGACGUUGUAUUAAUUUCUAUGUUUUGAAGAUGUAAUAAUCGUUAUAGGGUGUGCUGUUGUUUUCUUAUAGGGAAAAUUCUAUGGGAGGUGCAGAAAUUCUUUCUCCUGUACAGCACCUAAACUUUUGCAUCUCUGUCUUGAUGUUAAUGUUGCGUGUUCGGGAGGUCGCCUGGUAAUGAUCUUUCAUCACUGCUAGCUGCUAAUAUCGUGUCUUUCUCUGUGAAUAUUUGCGUUGGUGUUGAGAGCACCAGCUUCAUAUCUUGAGAGCAUUCCAUGUCAUUGUGUCUUGUUAUGUAAACAACGCUGGGUGCAGGUUUGAGUAAUGAAUCUUGUCACCGUAAAUAAUAUUAAAUACUGGACAUACGGCCGGAAAGUGAAGGAUGUCGUGAGACUGUGCAUUUGGGGGUGCUGGUUUCUCGUAGCAUUUCUUACCACUUGAUAUUACUACAGUGAGCUGGUCGUAGUAUUUUAUCUGCAUAUUAUUGUACUCGCUGCUUUUGCAUUGGGCUUUGCGGCUCUUGUUUCUGAGAUUAUUAUAGCUUUUUAUCCCUAAA